Dissoconium aciculare CBS 342.82 is the source of this 1035-nucleotide messenger RNA. RefSeq names its product alpha/beta-hydrolase. Gene Ontology annotation, molecular function: hydrolase activity. The transcript has a single exon. Lineage: Eukaryota; Fungi; Ascomycota; Dothideomycetes; Mycosphaerellales; Dissoconiaceae. The record is from RefSeq and is a predicted model, not a curated record. Bases 1 to 1035 code for a protein of 344 amino acids.
AUGACAAUAGUCGGCAGGCUUCCCAUCGAACUCAUAUCAAAUUUGUCUUUCUUUCAACGGCAUCGCUGGGAGGUUUGGAGAGGAAUUGGAAUCUCUUUCCUGCGUAGCUUCCAGGCUAUCAACCGUGCACCAUGGUUUCUCAAUCUUACUCCACCGACCGGUGUCUGCAUUCGAGAUUCAUGCAGCCAGCAAGGCUGGACACACGGCUCGCAUGUGUUGUCGAACGCGAGUGGCCCGGAUGCGGUUAUACAUGAGAUUGUUCUGAAUGAAGCGGCGACCGCGGCCCCGGUGGUGGUCUAUUUCCACGGCGGCGGCUACCACAAUGCGCUCGUCAAGCAAGCACAUGUACCGGGGGCAUAUGAGAUUGGCACACAGCUGCGCGCAUCGUCGGUGUUCCUCUUGGAGUAUACCUUGACGCCCGGGGCAAAGUACCCGACGCAACUUCAACAAGCUGUGCUCGCAUGGAACUAUCUGCUGAACGAGCGUGAGAUCGUGCCAGCACGCAUCCUUCUCGGCGGUGACUCCGCGGGUGGCCAUCUAGCGCUCACAUUACUCGCUCACGGCAUGCAACCGUGUCCAGGAGUUACACCAAUGGCUCAGCUGGGACCGGAUGAGAAUCGACUGAAGGGCCUAUUGCUUAUUUCUCCGUGGCCUAAUAUGAGAGCAGAUGUGCCGAGCUUUCGGAUGUUCGAGCACAUCGACAUGAUAAAUAUCGAAGGCGUUCACGAUUUCAUAGAUCUAUACGGUCCGCGACUCGGCGAAGUCUGGGCCGAGCCUCUCGCGGCCGACAGAAGCUUCUGGGCCAAUCUACCUGUGGAGAACCUUCUUGUGACAUGCGGCAACGCAGAGUGUCUCAGGGACUCCAUCGUCGAGCUGUUCGAUGGCUUGAAAGCGGCCGAAGAGAAUGGCGCGCGAUGUGAUCUGAUUUUAGCGGAAGGAGAGAUUCAUGUUCACUCGGCACUGGAUUACGUGCUGGGCAUAGGCCCAUGUGAGUCAAGGAGAGGUAUCAUCGACUGGGUGAGAAGGCUGUCAUGA